Molecule: messenger RNA, 438 nt
Organism: Penaeus chinensis
Lineage: Eukaryota; Metazoa; Arthropoda; Malacostraca; Decapoda; Penaeidae
Exons: 3
Coding region: 6-311 (101 amino acids)
Source: RefSeq, a predicted model, not a curated record
UCACCAUGAAUACUAAGGUCCUUAUCCUUCUGGGUCUCGCAGCCCUUGUUGCCGCCGACAGCCGAGAAUCUUUCGAAUCUGGUGAGGCCAAAUAUGACUUCAAUUGGGCCGUUAAGCACGACGACUCUGGAAACGACUUCGGCCACCAGGAAGGCCCGCAAUGGAGACGACACUCAGGGAUCCUACUACGUGCAGCUCCCCGACGGCCGCCUGCAGACCGUCAGGUACGUCGUGGACGGCGACGACGGAUACGUGGCCGAAGUGAACUACGAGGGCGAGGCUCGUUACCCCGAUUCAUACGAGUCAAAUGAAUCGAAAUAGAUUCUUUGAAUAUUUUGCCUGCAUGUGAAAAGGCCCGACGACAGAGAGACCCUCUCUUUUAAAAGGAUUUUGUAAAUAUUUGUUUAUGCAUUAUUUAAUAAAUUAUUAUCAAAGCUA